UCAACAUCACACAUUGAUCCAUACAACUCUUCAAGCUUCCAUCAACUUGACCCACACAGAAGAAAAAAAAGAGAAGAAGAAAGACUUUUUUUCUUGGGUAUUUCCCAAGUUUUCUUUUUUCUUUCUCAAACUUUUUUUGUGGGUAUUUCCCAAAACAGAAACUUUUUUUUUGUUCUUAUAUUACAUAUAUUUUAAAUUUUAUAAAAAUGGGAAACUGUAUGAUGGGAGGAAACAACAUUGCAAAGAUGGUUCAAGAAGAAGAAGAAGUAAUGAAGAAAGAUUACAAGAGAAAGGAUCGUAAAGUCAAGAUUGUUCUGAGAAGAGAUGAGUUAGAGAAACUCAUUCUCUUCCAGCUAAACGCUGGUGGCAACGUUGAAGGCAAAGGAGAAACAACUUUGGCUUCUUUCGGAGAUUUUCUCAGGGAGUUAGAGGCAGAGAGAUCUGCUGGAGAAGCGGCUGCUAAGGCGGCUGAGGAAGAGGAGGAGUCUCGCCGGACAUGUCGCAAGUGGAGGCCGUCGUUGGAAAGAAUCACUGAAUGGCCUGAAGAGACACUUUCGUAAUCACUUUCUUUAAUUCUCAUUUUUAUUUUUUUCAUCUUAGAGAGCUUCUAAAUUUUCGUUUUAUUUUAUUUUUCUUAUUAAAAUAGGAUUUAUCUGUGGGGGAGUUUGUUCUUUUUGCUGAUUUUUUUUUUCCCUUUUAUUACCGAGGGAUAUUUUUUCACCUGAGAAUUGUUCUGUCUCAGAGUGUUUGAAAUCAGCAAAGGCUUAUUUACCCUAGAGAAAAUCCAAAGAAACAACGAAAUUAUGUAUUUUUAUUUUCGUCUUUCAUGUAAGGUUCUAUUAUUGUCAACAUAAAUAAAUUAUAAGUUUAGUUUAAUUGUU
Camelina sativa (false flax) is the source of this 881-nucleotide messenger RNA. RefSeq lists its product as uncharacterized. Lineage: Eukaryota; Viridiplantae; Streptophyta; Magnoliopsida; Brassicales; Brassicaceae. The record is from RefSeq and is a predicted model, not a curated record.